Messenger RNA from Hypomesus transpacificus, 2359 nucleotides. RefSeq names its product zinc transporter ZIP9. Gene Ontology annotation, molecular function: metal ion transmembrane transporter activity. NCBI's taxonomy places the organism in Eukaryota, Metazoa, Chordata, Actinopteri, Osmeriformes, Osmeridae. The record is from RefSeq and is a predicted model, not a curated record. Gene Ontology annotation, biological process: zinc ion transport; transmembrane transport. The coding region runs from base 558 to 1469 and encodes 303 amino acids. The transcript has 7 exons. Gene Ontology annotation, cellular component: membrane.
GUACGACUCAUUUCGUUCAAGUCAAGCAGGUAGGAAGCUUUGAGGACGAAAAAAAAAAAAAAAACGUUUUUAGUCAUGUUGCUGUUUUCACAAUCGACGCGCAGACUCGUGGUACUCAUGCGUUUUUUGCAGCUCCCAUAUUCUUCAGUUCGCCAAGAAGCACCGCACCGGAUGUACUUCCAUCGGCUGUAUACCAACCAAGGAGGGAGGCGUUCUCUUCAUAAAGCAAGAACCCGCUGACGAAAUGAUUACUAAAUGUUAAUGUAUGGUCUAUAGGUACAGACACACCUUAUUGGAAUUUAAAAAUCCUCUCUAUACUGCAUGAGUUGCCAGAGAUAUUUCGACGAAUUGAGCGGUCUUAAAUGUACCAAGACGUUCCUAGAUUUUCGUGAUAGUGACGUGGAAAUGUUUAAUCAAAGAGCAGGUACGGGUUACAGGAAUGGCAAGUUCGCCACCUGUUCUCGAGGCGGGCUGUUAUGCCAAGUGUGACAGCUCACAUGAAAAUGGUAAAUGAUCCGAUUCAAAAUAACAAUUAGAAGCAACCUAAUACUUUCACCAUGGAAGGCGGAAUAGCGAUUGUUUUGAUAUCCGUCGCUAUGUUUUUUGGAUGUUUUUUACUAGGAUUGAUUCCACUUUUGAUCAAACUUUCUGAGCAAAAGCUGCAUUUUGUCACAGUCUUGGGGGCAGGACUCCUGUGUGGCACAGCACUGGCCAUCAUUAUUCCAGAGGGCGUGGAGUUGCUGGAGGAGUCAUGGAGAGCGCCUUCCUGCUCUCUUGCAUUAGCCAACAACAACAGCAACCCCAAGGGCCUGGAGCCCCUCCCAGUCAAGGGGCCCCCAGCGCGCUUCUUCAUUGGCCUGUCUUUAGUGGUCGGCUUCACCCUUAUGUUUGUGGUUGACCAAAUUGGCAGCUACUGCUCUAUACAUGACCCACAGACCGGCAUGUCCAAUAGCACCAGUAUAACGGCCACACUAGGGCUGGUUAUGCAUGCGGCAGCUGACGGUGUAGCACUCGGUGCUGCUGUCGCGUCCUCUGAAGUAACGGUUCAGGUCGUCGUGUUUCUGGCUGUGAUUCUGCACAAGGCUCCUGCGGCAUUUGGCUUGGUCUCCUUUUUGAUGCACGCAGGCUUCGAGAGAAAACAGAUCCAAAAGCAUCUUCUAGCUUUCUCAGCUGCAGCACCUGUGCUCGCCAUCAGCACUUAUUUCAUAUUGACUGCGACUGGAGGGUCGUCACGGCACCAUCUUAGCGCCACGGGGAUUGGAAUGCUCUUCUCCGCUGGGACAUUUCUGUAUGUGGCCACGGUACACGUCCUCCCAGAGAUUAGCAACAGGGGGCAGCAGCGCGGCCCUCCCCACACCAGGACAGGAUCCUACCAGCACGGGGGUGGGCUGGGGGUCAUGGAGAGCCUCACCCUCAUCCUGGGAGCUGGGCUCCCUGUGUUACUGGCUCUGGGGCUUCAUGAUGACUGAUGUUUACACAAAGCAAAACUGACCUUGCACACCGAGUGCAGUAUUUGUUUUAAGAGUCUAUGUAUUUGAUGCAGUGUUAGCGUGAAUACGAAGUGUAAGAAAAGGUUAUCUGCAAGGUCCUCUCGAUCGAUCAUAUUUUAUAUAUUGCCUGAGCUUGGCUGUAGCCUGGAUGAGAGAGAACAUGACCUUGAAUGUGCAAUACAUGGAAUCACAAUUCUCAUAGCUGUUUACUAACAAAUGGAGGGCUCAUAACUGAACUAACGUUUUGUAUUAGUUAGCUGAACAUUUGGGAGUGUUUAUAAUAUUUUGGCUGCACUGUUGCCCUGAACAUGAUAUUCUAUAUACAGAUAUGCUUAAGAUAUCAAAGUAAUAUAAAGUAAUAUGAAAGGAUAUUGACAUGAGCAAUAAUUGGAUAGCAAAUAAGUCAAAUAAGGAACAUUUACCUUGUAUUUGUUUAUUUAAUUGACUGAACAGUACUGUAAUGAUCAAUACUGAAAACAAGUGAUCUGAGAAAUGUUAGACCAAAUUUGACAUUACACUCAAAUUUCCACCCCUGUUAAAGAAUGUCAGUAGGUUAGAUUAAUGAAUAGUGACACGUUAAUAGAUAAUCGCUGUUUUGAAACAACAUAUCCAUUAUAACCUGAUUUGUUCCCUUAUUAAUGUCUGUGACAUCAUUGUUGAGGUCAGUGGAUCAACAAAUACCUCAUUAUGUGAUACUUUUUUGGCAUAAAAUGUAAAUGGCUUGAUCUCGAAUUGGGGCUUAAACAAGCUUAGGAGUGUUUCUCCUGAACACAUGGGGGCAACAAGGUGUUAAGUUACAGAAAACACUGGUGUAAAAAACUAUUUUUUCAGAAUUUGUUUUGUUUACAAUACAAAAGUGUGGAAAAAUA